Messenger RNA from Caenorhabditis elegans, 1514 nucleotides. RefSeq names its product GH18 domain-containing protein (gene chil-5). Gene Ontology annotation, molecular function: chitin binding. NCBI's taxonomy places the organism in Eukaryota, Metazoa, Nematoda, Chromadorea, Rhabditida, Rhabditidae. The record is from RefSeq and is marked reviewed. Bases 45 to 1424 code for a protein of 459 amino acids. The transcript has 4 exons. Gene Ontology annotation, biological process: carbohydrate metabolic process.
AGGUUAUUUCAGGAACUAAUUUUUUCCUAAAAAUUAUUUAUUUUAUGAACCCUGUUCCUUCAAAUUCAACAAAUGCCCCUCUAUUAGAGAAUCAACAAAUAACACGAAGAAUAAGCUGCCUAAUUCAAUGGAAGCAUCUUAUCAAGCCUUGUCUUAUUUUGAUUGCAAUUUUAGUGUUCUCCGCACCAGUUGCAUAUUCAUUAUCAGAGUUAAUAAUGGUGGCUCGUCAUAAAAGUGAAACAGUUUCAAAUUUGAUAAAAAUAUUUAUUCCGUCAUCAAAAAAGCUAAGCACUACGACAAAAACAAACUCUCCUCCGAAACAUUUGAUUCAGGAAAGCCAUCAAACAAUUUCUCCUCCUGCUGCAUUUUGUGGAAAGAGGAUUGUUGGAUAUUUUGCAGAAUUCGAAAACGCUGGACUAUCAAGAAAACAACUUCACAUGCUUACCCAUAUUAUUUACCUGUUUGCUAGACCAACGAAUGGAGUUAUUACUCUCGAUGGAGAACAAACUCGCCGAAAGUUUGAAGAGAUGAAAAGUAAAGCAAGGGAGGCAAGCUCUACUCUAAAAGUGAUGAUCAGUGUAGGCGGGCAUGAUUAUUAUAAGGAAUAUUCGCGUUUGGUGUCUAAUGAAACGUCAAGAAACGUUUUCGUCAAGUCGAUUGUCUCAUUUUUCAAAAAAAACGAUAUAGAUGGAAUCGAAAUAUUCUGGACGCGGCCAAAAUACGAAGAUAUUAAAAGUUAUUCAAGUUUCAUUCAAGAACUUAGGAGCGCAUUCACUGAACUUCAAAAAAGGUGGAAUAGGAAAAACGAAUAUAUCAUAAGUUUAAUUGUUCCAAAAGAGAAACACUGGUCAUUCGAUUUGAAAGAUUUUUCAAAGUUUGUUGACUUUUUCAAUAUUUAUUCAACACAGUUUCGAGAAAAACAAGUGGGACCUGAUUCACCAUUGUAUGGAGGAGAAGGUAGAAACAUCGAUGAGACAAUGAAGUAUUAUAUUUGUAAAACUGGGCAGCCAAGUAAAUUUAAUAUAAUGGUUUCGUUCCACGGAACAUUUUGGGAAGGAGCCGAAUUACCAUUACGUGAUUAUUCUGAUGAUAUAUGGAAGGAGAAAAACGUGGCACGAGGACCAUUUGCAGUACGAUGGAGACAUCUACGUCAACGUAACUGGAACCUGACCGAUAUUAAAUUUCACAAUUUAACGAAAACCUCAUAUAUUUGGAUUCCUGGUCCACCUACCUGGUUUUUGACUUUAGAAGACGAAAAAAGUUUGAGAGAAAAAAAUCGAUAUGUUGCUGAUCAUAAUAUUGGAGGAAUAACCAUGUGGACAAUUGAUCAGGAUGAUGAUGAUCACACUCUUUUAAAAGUUGUAUCUUCUGCUGAAUUAUGCACUGGAGAUGAGAAGAAUACGAUAAAAUACACGUGUGAAUGAGUGAAUGUAAUUAUUUCAAAUUCAUUUUUCUGUUGUUCCCGUUCAAAAUGAAUGUCUCAAUAAAUUGAAAAUUGGAUAAAUCAUUAAUAU